Cokeromyces recurvatus is the source of this 1541-nucleotide messenger RNA. Its product is annotated as Thiolase, N-terminal domain-containing protein. The transcript has 5 exons. The coding region runs from base 141 to 1394 and encodes 417 amino acids. Gene Ontology annotation, molecular function: acetyl-CoA C-acyltransferase activity. Gene Ontology annotation, biological process: fatty acid beta-oxidation; phenylacetate catabolic process. Gene Ontology annotation, cellular component: peroxisome. The record is from RefSeq and is a predicted model, not a curated record. NCBI's taxonomy places the organism in Eukaryota, Fungi, Mucoromycota, Mucoromycetes, Mucorales, Mucoraceae.
AGCAGGUUCAUCUUGGGAAAAAAAAAAAUUCUCGGAGAAAUAUUCUUCUGCGGGGUAAUGGUAGUAGUAGUAGUGACUUUAUAAAAAGAAAUGAAAAAUUGAUUCUCCCUUUUAUUCUUUGAAUAUACAUAUAUAUCAUUAUGACUAUUUCUUUGCCUGAACCUAUUAAUUUACCUAUUUUAGCUGAAGCUCAACCUACUCGUGUCGGUGUUAAAUCCCCUGAAGAUAUUGUCGUUGUUUCUGCUCUUCGUACUGCUUUAACAAAGAGUCGUAAAGGUGGAUUUAAAGAUGUUCUUGCUGAUGAACUUUUAUUCCAUGUUUUAAAGGCCAUCAUUAGUAAAACGGGUAUUGACCCUGCAUUAGUUCAAGACAUUACUGUUGGUAAUGUCUGUGCAAAAGGUGGCCUUGCUACCCCCUCUCGUAUGGCUGCUCUUGCUGCUGGAUUCCCCGAAACAACCUCUGUUAGUACUUUACAUCGUCAAUGUUCUUCUGGUCUUCAAGCUUGUGUUCAAAUCGCUACUUCCAUUCAAUGUGGUCUGAUCGAGAUUGGUAUAGGCGCUGGUGUGGAAUCUAUGUCUUCUGAUUAUUUUGAUCGCAAGAUCAUUUUAUCUAAAAAAUUAAUGACAAACCCUACUGCUGCUGACUGCGAACUUCCUAUGGGUCUUACAUCUGAAAAUGUUGCUGAAACAUUCGGUAUCACACGUAAGGAGCAAGAUUUAUUUUCUUACGAAUCACAUAAAAAGGCAUACAUGGCCCAAGAGGCUGGUUAUUAUGACGAAGAAAUGAUUCCAUGCACCGUCACAACCUAUGAUAAGGGGGAAGGGGGUCAUGCCAAGACUAUUACGGUUGAUAAAGAUGAGGGGAUUCGACCCGGCACAACCCUUGAAGGUCUUGCGAAGUUGAAGCCCGCUUUUAAGCCCACCACAGGUACUACCACCGCAGGUAACGCCUCUCAGAUCUCGGAUGGCGCAGCCGCGGUCUUGUUGAUGAAACGAAAGACGGCUCAAAGGUUAAACUUACCUAUCCUCGGUAAAUAUCUCACUUCCUCUGUUGUCGGUGUCCCCCCUAAAUUAAUGGGUGUGGGUCCUGCUUAUGCUAUCCCUGUUGCCGUUCAACGGGCUGGUAUCACACUAGAUGAGGUAGAUAUUUUCGAAAUUAACGAAGCCUUUGCCUCUCAGGCUAUCUAUACCUACAAGGUCCUUGGCAUUCCAAAGGAGAAAGUGAAUCCUAAAGGUGGUGCCAUUGCCAUCGGCCAUCCCUUAGGUUGUACCGGGGCUCGUCAAAUCGCUACUCUAUUUCCGGAAUUAAAACGUCAACAGAAGCGUAUUGGUAUUACUUCCAUGUGCAUUGGUAGUGGUAUGGGCAUGGCUGCUGUUUGGGAAAGAGAAGAAUAAUAAUUUAUUUAUUUUUAUCUUUAUUUUUAUUUUUUCAUUCAAUACAUAAAAAUAGAUAUCAGUCCUCCUAUUUAUAUAUAAUAUAUUAAUUAGUGAGCUGAUAGUGCUGCAAUCAUUAAAUGAUUAAACCAUCAUUACAACUCUGUA